CACACACACACACACACUCACACUCGAAACCCAUAACAUUGAGGAUUGUAGUCCGACCCACUGAUUCACACACCUGCGCAAUAUUUGACUAGCGCACACCCACCACCACGAACACGUUCCGUCACCUUUUAAUCUCAAACUGUGGUGGUUUUAUUUCGUUUUGGCGGUUAUUAUCCGUUUGUUUUACGGCGCGAUAUAAAAUGCGUCGUUCGGAUUGGGGGCGUGUCUCCGAGCGCGAGCUGUAGGAUGUAUCUCUUCUCCAUCUGUUAUUCAGUGACACUUUUAACAAGGAUAUUAUGACUCCAUCAUUUAGCAGUCAGACAGACUCACACAAACGCCUAUUUCUGGAGUAUAUAGUACAUUACGCAGAUUAGACCGCUUUUUACAACAUGUAGACACAUGCGCGAUACUUAGUCUCUCUGUGAGGGUUCUCAUCAGCAGUAACAGUGCGCUUUCAGUUCUCCUUUCUACUGAAGCUGAACGGGCCCGUCUCAUCUCAUAUUAUCCUCAAACAUGGAGCACACCGGCUGCGUCAACAUCUGCAGUCUCACCAGCACCUUACCGGUGAUCCCGUACCGGAAACUAACGGACCUGCACUACCUCAGUAAAGGCGGCUUCGGGACCGUGUUCAGGGCGCAGCACAGUGACUGGCGCACCACGGUGGCGAUCAAGUGCUUGAAACUGGAUUCACCGGUUGGUGAGAGGGAAAGGAAUUGCUUAUUGAAGGAAGCCGAGGUGCUUCACAAAGCUCGAUUUAACCAGAUCAUCCAGAUCUUUGGGGUUUGUAAUGAGCCCGAGUUCUUCUGCAUUGUGACUGAGUACAUGACCAAUGGAUCACUGGAUGAGCUUCUACAUGAGAAAGAUAUGUACCCAGUGGUGGCCUGGCCGUUGAGACUGCGUAUUCUUUAUGAGAUCGCUUUAGGAGUAAACUUCCUCCACAAUAUGUCACCACCCCUGCUACACCAUGAUCUUAAAACUCAGAACAUCCUGAUGGAUGGGGAAUACCAUGUUAAGAUAGCUGAUUUUGGCUUAUCUAAAUGGCGCCAGCUCUCUAUCACUAAAGGCUCCGGCUCCAAACCUGCCGAAAUGGGAGGCACAGUCAUUUAUAUGCCACCUGAGGAGUACGAACCUUCCAAGAACCGCAGAGCUGAUGUCAAAUAUGACAUGUACAGUUACGCCAUCAUCAUGUGGGAAGUGCUUUCAAGACGGAUACCAUUUGAAGAGGCCACCAAUCCCAUGCAGAUCAUGUUCAGUGUUCUCCGAGGAUCUCGACCCGACACAGGCCUGGACAGUCUGCCAGCAGAAAUUCCCAGUCGAGAGACCCUCAUUAAACUCAUGACCAGCGGCUGGACCGCGGCCCCAAAUGAACGGCCCUCCUUUCUCAAUUGUCUUAUUGACCUGGAGCCCAUGCUGAGAAGAUUUGAUGAGAUUAAUUUCUUGGAAGCAGUGUUGGAAGUGAAACGAACAAAGUAUAUGAGGCCAUCAAGCUGCUGCUCAUCAUCUCAAACAAAUGGGAAACUAAUCCAAGAAAAGAUUGUGAAGGAGCAAAACAUCCCUUGGCCAGACAACAGUUCCACAUCUGGAUCUGGAUCCUGCUCUUCCCACGAAGCAGAAAUAUCCCAUCCGGGCUGCCUUACCAUAUCCAAUCCCUCUCAAGGUGUGUCAGCUGCUCAGGCUGGUCCGCAGGCAUCAUUAAUAUCCCUUCCGCUUGAUCCUCCAAAACCUCUUGUGGACCACUGCUCUCAGAACAACCUCAGCCCUGAAUACCAGACGGCGCAGCAUGUGUCCGACCUCAACAUCCCGUUCAACCCGCAUGCGUCACAGAGUGAAAGUGACCUGCCUCUUCCCAUACAACCCCUCACGCUGCAGCCACAUCCACAAGAUUUUGUCACAGCAUUGGACACUCAAGGUCCGGUAGCUCGCUGGAUUGCUGCCCGAAGGGAGGAUGUGGUGCGGCAGAUGACGGAGGCGUGUCUCAACCAGAGUUUAGAUGCUCUGUUGUCCCGUGAGCUGCUGAUGCGCGAGGAUUAUGAACUGGUCGUGAACCAACCCACACGUACCGCCAAAGUGCGGAAGCUUCUAGACACUUGCGAGCGGCACAGCGAGGACUUCUGCCGCGUGGUGGUGCGGAAGCUCCAGGACAACAAACAGAUGGGCCUUCAGCCCUACCCCGACCUCAGCACCACCAGCCCUCCGCCUCCACCUUAUACCGCCCCCAGCACCCCCUUCCUCUCCAACUCCUUUAACAACACACGACUCUUCUGACCUUCUCCCAACUCCCAAUCACUGCUCUUGAACCAGAGCUCUGUGAGUCCUUCUUUCAGUUAAGGAUGGUCCCUGUUCACAUGCUCUUACGUUUGUGCUGCUUGGCCGAAACUUUGUGUGCCUGGACAAGUGCUUUUGCCCCUGUGGUUAAGGUGUUGGUGCCUAUGACACACAACUUUAAUGGUUGCAACGUACAAGACAGAUUUCGGUCAAAUAGCCACUUAGCUUGUUUUGACUUCUGAGCUAUACUGGUUGUUGGCGUAAGCCUAAAUCCUUGAUGACAGGGACACCAAUUUAAGCAGCACAGUGGUUUUACAUUGCCACGUUUUAAACCUUAUUCCAGUCAUCAAAAGAAUCUGGUUGCUGCUACUCGGAAAAGCAGUGAAACGCAUAAGCAAUCAAUUCUAUCCUGUCAAUUUGCACUUUCCAUGCCAGCGGAUUUAGUAAAAUAGAAGACUUGAGGUAAAGUUAUAAAGACACACCUUCCUGUAAUGCCACGAAACGUCCCGAUUACUGCACAGUUGCAUGUCUGGACUUGAUGAAAGCUCAUGUGAAUCAGCAGUUUUGUUCUUCCUCUUUAUAAACCAGUUUUUUUCCCACACUGCACUCAGAGUCUGUUGGUUGUUUCACUAUAGGUCAGGGUUGGUGGACGUUUUGCAGUAGACCUUUGUCAGGGUAGAUGCAGUUAAGACUGUAAGUUGAAAAUUGCAGUGUAUUCAAUGGGUUCUACAACAAAUACAUCUUGAGAAUUAGACAUGACUUUGAAAAUUAUGACAACCCCAGCUUUUGAACAGAUGGAAUGUUGCAUACUGUAUAUUGUGGCCCAUUUGCUUUACUUAAUGAGAAGUCCAUUAAAUAAAGUACAAAAUAAAGUCCAUUGGCACACCAGUGGUUCAGUGGUUUGGCCAUUAAGGGAAACUUCACCUAAAAUGAAAGUAUUGUCUUCAUCGUCGUCAUCCUCAUGUCAUUCCAAACCUAUAAGACUUUCUUUCUUUUGAAAAAUGUUUUUGUCAGUGGGGUCCAGUGUCCAGUUUUGUUUGGACCCCAUUUACUUUUAUUGUGCGAAAACAUUCUUCAGGAGAAAUGCCAACAAGUUAGCUUUGGCAUGUUUGGAUUUUUGUGGUCUAUUGAAGAAUUUGUAGAUUUUUUUUUUUUUUUUUUUUUUUUGCCCAGCUGCAAAUGGAACAAACCAAGCUCCCUGCCUCUCUGGGUUUUCCAUUGAGCCAAUCAGAUGUGUCAUUCUUUCCUUGUUUUUUUUUUUUUUCUUUUGGUACAGUGACUACUGUAGCAUCCUGUUAGUGAGCAAUAUUGGAUGAAGCUGACUCAAUCCAGGCUGAAUCGGUUGGUACACUGGAGUCUACAAUGAUAGAACUCACACAAACUGGCUGAGACCAACAUUACACACCAGCCUUUUCUUCUCGGUCAUGUUUUUGAUGUCUUAAAUGGCAUGUCAAUCAAAUGCAUUAACUCAAUAAAUAAGAUAAUCAGAGACCCUGUUAACUGAACCAUAUGUGGCCCAGAGUUGUUCACACUUCAGCUUAGAUAAGUUUCUUUUCAUAAAUGUGUGCCAUCUACCGUAUGUAGCCUAGUUUGCACUGGUUACCACUGGCUCCAGAUGUAGCAGCAGACAGAGCACAGUUUACAGCACUUUUAAAACAUAAAAUAGACUCUAGCUGAAGCAACUGUGUGAAAUAUUCUGAUGUUUCCAUCACAUCUGAAUAGAUUUGAAGAAAUGCAAUCGGCAAGAUGCUUUUUUUUAAGAAACAGAGUAGUGACUCUUUACUACUGUUUAUCCAACCGUUGCCAGUUUAGAGCAGUUUUCUGCCAGGUCAUUUCAAAACUAAACCAAAGGGAAUGAGUUAGCACUGUCAAUAUUCUACUGAUCCUCAAGCAGAAGGCAAAUGGAAUUUGUGCUGAUGGUUUGGUCUUUUUUAGCUUGACCCAUGAGCCAAGCAUAUGCUUGUUGAUAAUAUGAAGCGUUCGGUGAGGGUUUUGCUGUUCUCCAGUGUUUUCAGGCAUUGAAUUCCUGUGCUGGUGGGGUUGCAUGAUUCUUUGCUGUAGACUUCCCCUCUGUUCAAACAGACAUUGUUUUAGAGGCCUUAUUGUUACAGAGGUGAUGUAUUUUCCUUGAAUAUGUCCCCUGGAAUGUCCUGAAAUAGUUUUUUUUUUCUUCGCUAAAUUGCUCAUGCUGUAGUUUUGGACUUGAUUUCGAUGCAUGUUGAUUGAGCAUCACACUGAUAAAUACUGAGCAGAAUUCGAUUCAAAGUCUCGCUAAGUUGGUGUUUGAUGUUAAUGAAUCCUUUUCAAUGCAAGAAUCAGAUUUGUAGUUGUUAUUUACACUUUUUAUUACAGAUUUGUUUGUUGACUUUCCUUGUUUUGGGACCAGUUAUGAUAUAAAGAGUAUGUAUGGCCUGUUAUUUUUUGUAUUUAUUUAAAGAGUUUCUUAGUGAUAAUUGACAUGCAUCUUAAGUAUGCGUCAUGUAAUGGGUUGUUGUGUAUUUUUCUAUGAAGUUUUGCAAAUGAUGUUGUGUGCCAAUCUGGUGAUGCUUCGAGGCUGAAUUCAUCUUUAGAUUAUUCUGUGGCUGAAUCUACUUUAGCGCUCAUCUCAGCAAUAUAUCAGAAAUAUACUGAAUUGCUUAAUGGGCUUAUUAGGUCUGGAUACAAAAAGUGUUGUGUUUUUAUUCAUGUCACAUUUAAAAAUCACCCAGGCUAGGGUUUUAUUUUAAAUGACUACUACUGAUAUCAUUAUUCAGUUUUUGCCUUGAAGCUCUUAGACUUGACAUAAAUGGCUUGUCAUCAAAGAUUAAAUGACAAUAAUGUAUAGCAUAUGUAGCAGUGUACAAGUGUACAUCUGUGCUCUGGUACUAUGUGAGGUGCUUCCACAAAGCGUGAUGUGUGAUUAAAAUGUGUAGAAUUUC
This is a messenger RNA of Carassius gibelio (silver crucian carp), 5183 nucleotides long. RefSeq names its product receptor-interacting serine/threonine-protein kinase 2. Gene Ontology annotation, molecular function: ATP binding; JUN kinase kinase kinase activity. Gene Ontology annotation, biological process: positive regulation of apoptotic process; positive regulation of canonical NF-kappaB signal transduction; innate immune response. Lineage: Eukaryota; Metazoa; Chordata; Actinopteri; Cypriniformes; Cyprinidae. The transcript has 11 exons. The coding region runs from base 514 to 2265 and encodes 583 amino acids. Gene Ontology annotation, cellular component: cytoplasm. The record is from RefSeq and is a predicted model, not a curated record.